Molecule: messenger RNA, 2592 nt
Organism: Rotaria sp. Silwood2
Lineage: Eukaryota; Metazoa; Rotifera; Eurotatoria; Philodinida; Philodinidae
Source: the annotation of a GenBank genome assembly
AUGAAUUUUGCUAAAGUAUUUCGUCGUCAUCAUUCAAAAGAAUCAUCUUCACCUGUUCAAAAAUCAUUCGAAAGACCAUCAUUAAAUCAUCAUUUUCAUGGAUAUGCUCGUCCAUUUUCUUAUCAUAUACCAACAAAUGAACAAUUAUCUCCAUCAUCAUUAACUAAAACAUCAAAUAUAAUUCCAUAUCGUAUUGGUUUAUCUAGUGAUAGUACAAUUUUAGCUAAUGGUCAAACAAAUGAAAAUGAUGAUAUUGUUCGUUUACCAAUAAAAUCUAAUAGAUUACAAAGUCCAAAAAUGCGUAAAGAUCGUCGUUACCAAUCUCAAUUAAAUGCAAAUAAACGAUGGUUAUUUCGAUCAAUGGAAACACUUGAUGGAUGGAAAGAAAAAGUAUUUCCACAAAAAAUUCGUACAACUAAUCAGUCACGAUCACGUAGUGUAGAAAAUUUAGCUGAUGAAAAAACAACUGAAAAUAUAUUAAUAAAUCAUAAUCCAUCAAUAAUACAACAACGUACGACAUCAUCUAAUAGAAGUAUCGAAGCGAUUACAAAUCGUGUAAUCAAUAAUAUUGGUAUUCAACGAAAAUCAACUAAUUCAAUACCUAAUAUUACACGAAGUCCAGCAUUAACUAUUCAAAAACAAUCAUUAUUGAAUCAUUUACCUAAUGGUCAUAAUAAUAAUAAUAUAUCAAAACAAUAUAAUAAUGAAACAAAUUCUUCAGCUAUUCUUGAUUUUCGUGAAAUAUCUUCUGUUGGAUUUUUACAUUCAAAAAGACGAUUAAUUGAUGAUAAUGAAAAUAUUUCAUUAACACCAUCAGAAAAUAUUAUCAAUAGUAUAAAUAUAAGUGAUGAUGAAAAUGACGAAGUAAUAAGUAAUUUAUCAUUGUUAACUAAUGGUUAUGAACAUAAUAAUGAUAGUCAUAAUGAAACACAUGAUCCAUGGGAUUUUAGUAUAACAUGGAUUGAUUCUCUUAAAGAACAAAAUUCACCUCAACGUAAAAUUCAAUUUUAUGAAAAUUUAAUCCAAUUACUUGAACAAGAUACAUUAAGUAUUGAUGAACUACUUGUUUUACGUAAAAUACUUACAAAAAUUUGGCCUACAAAUGAAACUAUAACAACAGAUCUUAAUAAUCAAAUUUUUUCUACUGAAUUAAAAACAAAUGUUACAAAAUCACUUAAUAAUCCAAAUCAAAUUAAACAACGUCCAAAAUUAUCUACAAUGACACAUCAUACAGCUCAACGAUGUUCAACUAUUCUUGAACAAUCGCCAUUGGUUUAUGAACCAUUACAUGAACAAAAUAGUGGUCAUCCUAACAAACCAACAUCUUUAUUAGUCGCUGCCAAAGCUAAACCUUGUUUUAUUGAAAAUACGAAUGAACCAAUAUUAAAUCAGAAAGAAAGUUCUACUAUCGAACAAAAUUAUCCUCAACAUUUAAAUCCAUUCAAUGAUGAAAUAGAUAUCAUACCAUCAAUACAAUCAAAUGAAUCUAAUCGUAAAAAUAAUAAUGAUUCAAUUCGUCGUUAUUUUGAACGACUAACACUUCUUGAAACUAUUUAUGAAAAACUAAAUUUUGAAUCAAAUAAAACACCAUUAGAAUCUAUUAAUCAUCAUCAAAAAAUUUCAACACAAGAAAAUUCAAGUGAAUUAUCAUCAUCAUCACAAAAAAAUCGUUCAGUUGAAAAACAAAUACAAAUAAAUGAUGAAACAAAAAAUUAUUCACAUAUACAUUCGUCCAUUAAAUCAGAUGCAAAUAAAGCAAUUUUAAAUAAAUUCAUUGAAAUGAAUGUUGAUGGAACUGCUAGUGUUAGUAGUGGAAAAAGUUCAAUUAAAAGACGAGCACCAACUGCUCCACAUAUAUCUCUAAAAGAUAAAAAACAUCAGAAUCAUUCAAAUAAUUCAAACAUGUUUACUUUAUCAUCAAUUGAUCUUAAUUUAACACAUAAAACUGAUCAAGAUAUAAAUAAAUCCAUUCGAUUUAAAUCAUAUGAUGAAAAACUUCCAAAACGAGAAGUGAAUUCAAAAGAACGAACACCACCACCACAAGAUACAGCUGCUUCAUGUGAUGAUGAUGGACAUAUUUUUGUUUAUGAUUCUAAUCCGAAUGAAACUCAUAAUAACAAUAAUAAUGAAGAACAAUCUACUACAUUACCAAGAAAAACUGAUCGUAUUCAACAAUGGUUAUCAUCAUGUGAAACCAAAGAGGAAUUAGAUAUGCAAAAUAGUUUAUUGACACUAUCACAAAAUACUAGUCCAAAAACUCAAUUAAAAAUGCGUUGUAUUACAAAACCAAUACGACAACCAAGUGCAUCACCACAACAUUAUCAAGAUAAAAAUCUUUCAACAAAAAUCAAUAAUGAAUUUGCUGAACAAGGUCGUUUUCGAAGUUGUUUAAAAAUUCAUCUUGAAAAAAAUGAACCUACUACAAACUAUCGAAGUCGUGCAACAUCAGCUACAUCAAAACAUAAUCAACAACCCAAAACAAUUCUAGACGAAAACUUCAAUACUACAGAUAAUGAUGAUGAUAAUGAAUAUUUUAAACGAAAUAAAUUAUCACCUAGUUUUCUCUAUGAUCAUCAAGCUGUAUUUCUUUAA